This is a messenger RNA of Necator americanus (New World hookworm), 204 nucleotides long. RefSeq lists its product as uncharacterized. The coding region runs from base 1 to 204 and encodes 67 amino acids. The transcript has a single exon. NCBI's taxonomy places the organism in Eukaryota, Metazoa, Nematoda, Chromadorea, Rhabditida, Ancylostomatidae. The record is from RefSeq and is a predicted model, not a curated record.
AUGGGGAACGGCAGAGACUCCCGUGUACUUCUCCGCGAAAGUCUUCGAGACAUCACGUAUCCAGUGCCCGGGGAGAUUCAAACAUGCCUCGACAAAGCACCGUUCCAGUCGUUCAUGGAGACGCUGGCAACCAUCAUAGAUCCUUGCAAGAAAGGAAGCAGAAAACUACACAGUUACAAGGGAAUAUUAGAAGGAGAAUUGUGA